AUGAUCGGUUCUAAGGAAAACGAGGUUGAGGCUGUACAGUACCUUCUUAAGGAGCUUAAUCAAAUUAAGGAUGAAUCCCUAAAAGAUUACUUCGAUAUUGAAAUUGACUUAUCGCAAGUCUCCGGUCAAUUUAAAUAUGCAAAUCUGAUUAUCUUGUAUCAAGGAGUUCAAAAUAUUGCUGUAAAAAUAGCUCCCAAAAACAGCAAAAGCGAUUCAUAUCUCCUUGUUAACAGCCACUAUGAUUCCAAGCCAGAAACUCCGUCUGCCGGUGAUGCAGGUUUUAUGAUUGUCACGAUAGCCGUGGUUAAUCUCGAUGCUGCUGGAAGUGGAGGGCGUGAAUUACUCUUCCAAAGUGGCCCCAACUAUUCUUGGCUUGUAGACUAUUACAAUAAGUUUGCCAAACAUCCCUUUGGCACAACAUUGGCCGAGGAAAUUUACCAGUCUGGUGCGCUGCCUUCUGAUUCUGACUAUACAAUUUUUAAAGAGCACAUUCCAGGAUUAGACCUGGGUCAAUGCUACAACGGUUUCGUAUACCAUACCAAGUACGACGUGAUCGACGUUAUUCCUCGAGAAUCCUUGCAGAACACCGGUGACAAUGUCCUAAGUCUAGUUCGAGGAUUGGCUAAUGCAACCGAAUUACACGAUACAGAAGCUCAUAAAACUGGACACGCUGUGUUCUUUGACUUUCUGGGAAUCUAUUUUGUACACUAUUCAGAGGCUACGGGAAUAUCGGUUAAUUUUGGCGUUGCCGGAGCUGCAUUCCUUUUGGUUUUCAUUUCAGUGUGGCGCAUGGCAGCUGUCUCCCACGUUUCCAUAUGCCACGUGGUUUGCUGGUUUAUAUUGGUCCUCAUCGUCCAGGCUAUCUCUUUUGUACUCGGACUGGCUCUUCCUAUUGUGGUUUCAUAUGUAUUUGACAAUGUAGGACUUUCGCUGACUUACUAUAGCACCCCGUUGCUGGUGAUCGGUCUUUACGUGUGCCCCUCACUCAUUGGCCUUAGUUUGCCCAUAACUGUAUACUACAAUAUCCAGUGCAACAUUCCUCUUAUCAAUACUUUCCGACGACCCAGUUUUGUGGUGUUCUCCCUGCUUGCAAUCACAGCUGUCGCUAUGUACUUAGCAAGUAGCACACAAAUCGGGUUUCCCUAUCGGCCACGGACCAAUGGACAGCGAGUUGCAUACCUGCAAGUGCGAAAUAUGUUCUAUGAGUACGAUGGAGCUCUCAGUAAGGACGAAUCUGGUUAUCUAUUUAAUUUUCAAGAUAGACGUGAAGAAAAACCUUUCUUGGGCUCAAACGUCAAUCUGACUGGAUUGGUUAGCAUAAAAUCGAGAUGCGAGAAGCACAUGAUGUGUGGAAUGCCUUUGUAUGAUUUUCGCUACGUUGACAACCGGCUGCAAAGUAAAUGGUUGCCACGAUCUGAGCCCAUUGUACCACCAGGAUUGACCACAUUGAAUGUGCGGAGCAAGACUGUUCUUAAUUCAACCACUGUCCGAUUUGAGUUUAGUUUAAUAGGCCCCCCUCAAAUGAGUCUGUUCUUUGAGCCCUACGAAGAUGUGACAAUUAGCAACUGGUCGUUUUUACAAAGCUAUCUUCAGAAUCGCCCACCUUAUCCUCUGUCGUACCAUAUAUUCUUCAAUUAUGGCAUUGAUAAAUCACCUUUAAACUUUUUCGUGGAAAUUUCGAUUUCGUACGAGUCUGUCGAAGCAUCUAGAAAUGUUCUAAAGAAGGACGAAUCCUUUAAAGUACCUUGGUACUUUGCAAGUGGUUUUCUGUUGUUCUGGGUACUUCUAUUUUUCGCCGUCAUGAUACCUUUUUUUUAUCGGUUACCGACGGCCUUAACAAUAGAAGAUUCAAAGAAAAAUGUGUUCAUUGCGGAACGUGCGUACAAAAACCUCUACACUCUGUCUAAUAUUGGUACCAAAUUGACUGGCAGUAAGGAAAAUGAGGUUGAGGCAGUAAACUUUAUCCUAAACGAAGUGACACAAAUAAAGGAAGAUAUGCUAGAGGAAUUUUUCGAGAUGGAAAUUGACUUAUCGAAAGUUUCUGGAGUUCAGGGAUAUGGUACUUCAUUUGAUGUAUAUCAAGGCAUUCAAAAUAUAGUUGUUAAGCUAACGCCAAAAAGUAGCAAGAGUGAAUCGUACCUUCUAGUUAACAGUCACUUUGACUCCAAGCCGUUUACUCCAUCUGCCGGAGAUGCAGGUUUUAUGAUUGUCACGAUGUUGGAAGUCCUGCGUGUCAUUGCAACAACAAAGAAAGCCUUUGAACAUCCAAUCGUCUUUCUAUUCAAUGGAUCUGAAGAGGGCUAUUUGCAAGCUUCACAUGGAUUUAUAACACAGCACAAAUGGGCGCCAUACUGCAAAGCUGUCGUUAACCUAGACGCUGCUGGUAGUGGAGGUCGCGAAGUUCUAUUCCAAAGUGGUCCCAAUCAUCCUUGGCUUGUUAAAUAUUACAAAGAAUAUAUUAAAUAUCCGUUCGCUACUACGAUGGCUGAGGAAAUCUUCCAAUCAGGCAUUAUUCCAUCGGAUACCGACUUUCGACAGUUUAAAACGUAUGGCAACAUCCCAGGUUUGGACAUGGCUCAAUUUAUUAAUGGAUUCGUAUACCAUACAAAAUACGACGUGAUCGAUGUAAUUCCUCGUGAAGCAUUGCAGAACACAGGGGAUAAUAUAUUAAGUUUGGUUCGCGGCUUAGCGAACGCAACUGAAUUGCGAGAUACAGAGGCAUAUAAGAGUGGAAACGCUGUCUUCUUUGAUUUCCUGGGACUCUACUUCGUCCAUUAUUCAGAGACUACGGGAAUAUAUUUGAAUUUCGGCGUUCCUGGAGCUGUCCUGAUUUUCAUUGUUGUUUCAAUGUGGCGUAUGACAGCUAUUUCCCGCGUUUCCAUAUGCCAUGUUGUGCGUUGGUUUAUAUUGGUGCUAAUCAUCCAAACUAUUUCUUUUGUACUUGGACUGGCUUUUCCUAUAGUGGUGGCAUAUGUAUUUGACAAUUUGGGACUGUCGCUCACUUACUAUAGCACUCCAUUGUUGGUAAUUGGUCUUUACGUGUGUCCCUCACUCAUUGGCCUCAGUUUGCCUUUAACAAUAUACUAUAAUCUCCAAGGCAACGAUAAAAUAUCGACUGCCUAUCAUCUCCAACUGGCAUUGCAUGCCCAGGCCGUUAUACUGGCUCUUUUAACUAUUGGUCUUACAUUAUUUGGCUUGCGUUCUGCAUAUAUUUUCGUUGUUCCACUAAUUUUCUACGUAUUAUCUUUGGCCUUUAAUUUAUUGACUACUCUGCACGAUCGUGGCUAUGCCUGGACGGGUCUGCUUAAGGCAAGCCAGAUAAUUCCUUUUCUAUACAGCAGCUACCUCUUUUACACAUUCGUUGUAGCGCUUACACCUAUGGGUGGGCGUGCGGGGAGUUCUUCCAAUCGGGACUUGUAUAUUGCUGUCCUGGCAGCAGCAGGAUCGAUUCUCUCGUUUGGUUUCUUGAUCCCGGUUAUCAAUGCUUUCCGACGACCCAGCUUUGUGGUGUUCUCUCUGCUUGCAAUCACAGCCAUCGCGAUAUACUUAGCGAGUAGUACACAAAUAGGAUUCCCGUAUCGACCGAAGACCAACGGUCAGCGGAUUGCAUAUCUGCAAGUGCGAAAUAUGUUCUACGAAUACGAUGGCACUCUCAGUAAGGAUGAAUCGGGAUACCUGUUUAAUUUUAUGGAUCGGCGUGAAGAAAAGCCUCUCUUGGGUUCAAAUGUCAAUUUGACUGGAUUGGUUAGCAUGAAUUCGAAGUGCGAGAACCAUAUGAUGUGUGGCAUGCCCUUGUAUAGUUAUGGAUAUAUUCAGAAUCGUCUUCAAAACAAAUGGUUGCCGCGAUCUGAACCUAUCGAAACCCCAGCAUCGACCGCAUUGCAGAGGUUAAGCAAAACAGUUGUCAACGCCACAACUGUGCGCUUCGAAUUCAAUUUGACAGGCCCCUCGCAGAUGAGUUUGUUUAUCGAGCCCUAUGAAGAUGUGACUUUAAGUAAAUGGUCAUUCGUGAGCAAUGGUCAGGUACCAUCAGCGUCCCAGCAACCAUAUUCUAUAUUUUUUACAUAUGGCAUUGAUAGCUCUCCAUUAAACUUCUUCUUGGAAUUAACGAAACCAAACGGUAAUUUCAACGUGCCAUUAUUUCAAUUGGGAGUGUCAAGUCAUUUUAUUACAAAUGAAGGUGAUGCUCAAAGCGUGAAGUUCGCGUCUUCAUUCCCUUCAUAUGCAAUUCUGGUGCAGUGGCCCUCAUUAUACCAGAGAUACAUUUUUUGAAUUAACAAAAAUAUUAUUAUCAAGGAUGUAAGCCGUUCGAAUCUGGUGCUCUAACAUACACGUAUUUAAGUAUAAUUUGUAUGUAUGUUGUAUUUGUAAUUAUGUGAGUUAUAAUAUUCUAUUCUAUUUUCUCAGAUUUUGCUUAACCAAUUUUAACAAAUAAUUUUGAUAGCUCUUCUGUU
This is a messenger RNA of Drosophila novamexicana, 4454 nucleotides long. RefSeq names its product endoplasmic reticulum metallopeptidase 1-like. Gene Ontology annotation, molecular function: metalloexopeptidase activity. The transcript has 16 exons. Lineage: Eukaryota; Metazoa; Arthropoda; Insecta; Diptera; Drosophilidae. Gene Ontology annotation, biological process: proteolysis. The coding region runs from base 1 to 4272 and encodes 1423 amino acids. The record is from RefSeq and is a predicted model, not a curated record.